AUGCAGGUAGGCCGCGAUUGGAUCAUCGUUUCGGGCUUCUAUAUCGAGUUCUUCGUCGGGAUCUGUAUGCUCGUUGCUGUCGUUUGGCUGGUGCUUUUUCGGAGGACGGAGGUCAAGGAGAGCUGGAAGAUGCACGCCCGCAUCCGCUACUACUUCGGCCUGACCCUCAUCGCCACAGGGGUGAAUCUAGCUCUCGGCAUUUGCGGCACGAUCUACGUCGCCGGCGGAAAGAACGAGUAA
This is a messenger RNA of Ectocarpus sp. CCAP 1310/34, 240 nucleotides long. The record is from the annotation of a GenBank genome assembly. NCBI's taxonomy places the organism in Eukaryota, Phaeophyceae, Ectocarpales, Ectocarpaceae.